AUUGUCGAGUCGGAUGAAGUGGUGGUGAGGAGGCUGAUGGAGAUGCAGCAGCAGCAGCAGCAGCAGCAGUCGCAUUUCGGGGCAUCAGAGGACGAGGAUCUAGAGCAGAAACAGCAACAACCACAUAACCAACAACAACAGCAAACAACACAGCACCAACAAAAACAAGAACAACCACAACAAGAACAUCUCAAGGAUGCGGAAAUGAUGACCGAUAAGCCAGAAGAGGAGCUGAAAGAAAAAGACCAACAACACACGGAAGAUUCGGAUAUGGAACUAACUGACGAUCAAGAUGUAGACGAAACUGAAACGGAUUUGGAUGGGGAGAAUGACCAGGAAGCAGAAGGUGGCGGCGGCAGCGGCGACGAGGAUGAGGAUGAGGAUGGCACCAUCGUAGAAGACAGCGAUGCCACCAGCUGCAGUAGUUGUCGUCGCGCCGAACUGGAGGAAAAUCAGGAGGAUCAGGAGCCACCACCAACUGCUUCCCCCCAAAAACAUAAAGAUGAUGUCAACUAGAUCCGUAGACGAUAUCUUUCGAUUCCCUCCCCUCAAAUAAAGAAGAUACGCGCACGCACCAUUUUAGCUUGUCUAUCGAAUGCAAGAAAUACCUAUUUGUUGGUGGUAUUCCUUACAUCAUUAUAUGCCGCUCUGGAAAACUCGAAAGGCGGCGAAAAUCAUAAAAAAAGAGCGAUUAUUAUGUCCACACAAUUAUACACUCGAAGAAAAGAAAUUGUAGACAAGCAUGAACCAACGCUGUUUAGUUUUGAAAUCACCAUUUCCCCAUCCCAAACCUUUAAGAAUUGGUCAUUUGGAUUGCAUUCGCGCCCCAUGAUUCUAACUUCUGUUGAAAUUUCUCAUUUUUCUUUCUUUAAUUUUUUUUUUUUUUGGCUACAAAUGUAUGAUGUGCUGGCGCUUUGUUUGGCCUUAUAAUUUAUUUAUAAAACCUGCAAAUGCGUAAUUAAACAAUUGUUAACUAGAAAUUAACCAAAAA
This is a messenger RNA of Drosophila takahashii, 991 nucleotides long. NCBI's taxonomy places the organism in Eukaryota, Metazoa, Arthropoda, Insecta, Diptera, Drosophilidae. The record is from RefSeq and is a predicted model, not a curated record.